AUGGACAAGGCGGCACUGGAACGGCUUGCCCGGCAGCGACCGUCGAUAUUCCACAAUGCGUAUUCUGAAUACGGAUUCGUUCUCUCUAUCAUCUUGUCCAUGAUGAUGUGUGAAUACUUCGUGAGCGGCUUCAACAUCGUUCUGCCCGAGGUCGCCGACGCUCUACACAUUUCAGACGCGCAGCGUACAUGGCCCGCUGCCGUGCCUAAUCUAACGACAGCUGCGCUUCUGCUUCCGUUCGCCCGCAUGUGCGAUAUCUAUGGCGGGCGAUAUAUCUUUCUGGGUGGACACGUCUGGGCUUUCAUAUGGUCUCUCGGUGCGGCUUUCAGCUCGAGCCCGACCAUUCUCAUCGUCUGUCGCGCUAUGCAGGGAGUCGGAUUCAGCGCCUUCUUGCCCGCCGGACUUGCCUUGCUAGGUCACACAUAUCGACCUGGACCGCGCAAGAACCUGGUAUACAGUAUUUAUGGAGCGGUUGCCUGCAUUGGUUUCUAUUUCGGUAUCCUUAUAGGAGCUCUCGCAGCCCAGCUCCUGGACUGGCGGUGGUACUUCUACAUAGGUUCCAUCCUCGUCUUCCUUGUCGUUGUCGUCGGUGUGGUCACAAUCCCGCGGAAUCUAGGCGACCAUGAUCAAGGGGCAGUAAUGGAUUGGUGGGGAUUGGUCACGGUAGUACCGGGAUUGGUGCUCAUUGUCUAUGCGUUCAGUGAUGGUGGACAUGCUCCAGAUGGCUGGCGCACUCCAUACAUCUACGUGACGUUCAUCGUAGGCGUUCUCUUCCUCGCCGCCUUUGUCUAUGUGGAAGGUUGGGUAGCCGCCCAGCCUCUUCUUCCUGCCGAGCUUUUCAAGCCAACAUACAUGAAGCGGUUGUGUGCCGGGCUUUUCUGCUCGUAUGGAAUAUUUGGCAUCUUUUUAUUUUAUGCAAGUUAUUAUGUUGAGACAGUCCUACAUACAGCGCCUCUACAGACUGCUGCUUGGUUUCUUCCCCUUGCUGCGGGAGGAGUCGUCCUCGCAAUCACCGGUGGCUUUGUUCUGCAUAUAUUGUCUGGCCGGAUCCUAAUGAUGAUUUCUUGCGCGGGCUAUACGCUGUGCUGCCUACUUUUCGCUUUACUUCCGAAGCAAACAAAUGGUCAACCUUCAACGAGUUUUCUAUACUGGGCUUAUGUGUUCUCAGCCAUGCUGAGUGGGACGAUUGGCGUGGACAUUGCAUUCAAUGUCACAAACGUUUAUAUCACAACUGCAAUGCCUCGACGUCUACAAGCCACUGCCGGUGCGCUGAUCAACAGUACAUUAUACCUCGGUAUAGCGUUCUGGCUCGGUAUCGCGGACCUUGCCAUUGCCACCUCGGUGCAAAUGCAGGGAGAAGAAUCGCUUGGUCCCCGUGAGCAAUACCAGAUAGCCUUCUGGACUGGCGUUGGCUUGGCAGUGUUGUCAUUCUUCCUUAUCGUGACUGUUAACUUUGGGCGAGCGGAGGCGCAGAUGACCGUAGACGAGAAGGCAGCGCUGGACGAUGACGAAAGCCGUAACUGA
Molecule: messenger RNA, 1524 nt
Organism: Xylaria bambusicola
Lineage: Eukaryota; Fungi; Ascomycota; Sordariomycetes; Xylariales; Xylariaceae
Product: major facilitator superfamily-domain-containing protein
Exons: 2
Coding region: 1-1524 (507 amino acids)
Biological process (GO): transmembrane transport
Cellular component (GO): membrane
Molecular function (GO): transmembrane transporter activity
Source: RefSeq, a predicted model, not a curated record